UGCGUACGAAUGAUGGUCCUUCGAAAAUCUCUUGUCAUGUAUUCUGCGCCACUCUUAUCGCAUACGUAUGCGUAAAAUAUCCCUCGCAUUACAACGAGCGGAAAGGUGGUACGUGUUUUGGCGCGAAGACCCGUACAUAACCUUAAAUUAAAAUCUUUUUAGUUCUUACAAAGGUUGCUUUAUGAAAAUAAAAGCCUUAAAAAUGAAUGAAUUAGUUUUUAUCGAAGUACUAGACAAUCUAGCAGUUGUAGAAGAUCAGGAUGUUGCAAGGGAACGUCGACGUCUGCGAGCAAAUAUUUUUAAUCCUUUAGAAUUAAGUGAUUUUCAAUUUAUUCAGAUGUUUAGAUUAAACAAAGACCUUUUUGAUUACUUAAAAAAUAUGAUAGAACCAUACAUGAGACCGCAGUUAAGGAACACAGACCUCAGUAUCUCAACAAGGAUUUACACUGCUUUGAGAUUUUAUGCAACAGGGAGCUAUCAAAUGGAUAUAGGGCACAACCAAUAUAUAGGAGUCUCCCAACCUUCCGUAAGUCGAAGUGUGGGAGAAGUAACGGAUGCAAUAAAUACUCCAGAGGUAUUUAAUCGUUGGAUAAAGUUUCCUAGAAAUUUGGAAGAACUAAAUGCUUGUAGAUUACGGUUUUUUCAGAAAUUUAAUUUUCCUGGGGUAAUUGGCUGUAUAGACUGUACCCAUGUAGCCAUUUUCCCUCCGAACAUUGAGCAUCCCCAAUAUCCAGAAUAUGUUUACAUCAACCGUAAAGGGUUUCAUUCUAUUAAUGUUCAAAUAAUAACUGAUGCUGAUAUGAGAAUAAUUAAUAUAAAUGCAAGGUAUCCUGGAAGUACGAAUGACGCCUUUAUAUGGCAGAAUUCUAAUUCACAUAAUGCGAUGAGGACUUAGCUGAUCAUAAGGACUACUAUUUAUUAGGUAAGUUAUAGAAUAAAAAUAAAUACUUACAUCUGAAACAUUUCUUUUAAAUUUUCUAUUUUUCAGGUGAUUCUGGUUACCCUCUGCGUUCAUAUUUAAUGACGCCUAUUGAACAAGAGCCCAUCCCAAAUACACCAGAACAUCGCUACAAUUUAGCCCACAGAACCACCAGAAGCAUUAUAGAGCGUGUUAAUGGAGUGCUUAAGAUGCGCUUUAGAUGCCUUACCAAACAUAGAAGUCUACAUUAUGCACCAGAAGUUGCAUGCCGUAUAAUAAACGCAUGUGCAUUAUUACAUAAUUUGUGCAUUGAAUUCAAUAUUCCCGUUCCUGAAGAUGAGGAAGUAGAUGAAAUAGAUCUUAUUAUAGGCGACGAACAUAACUUGGUUGACGAAGACAAUAUAAGAAGAAUAAACCCUGAUCUUGCAGAAGGUCGAUUAGCAAGAAGAAGGUUAAUACAACAUUUUUAAAAGCAAUUUAUUUUUGUAAUGAAAAUUGAAUACAUAAAUCCAAUAUUAACACAAUGCUUAUUUUUCUGUAAUAACAUUCUGAUAUGGUAACAUAAAAUCAAAAAUUCUUGAAAAUGAACGCA
Photinus pyralis (common eastern firefly) is the source of this 1511-nucleotide messenger RNA. RefSeq names its product putative nuclease HARBI1. The transcript is spliced from 4 exons. NCBI's taxonomy places the organism in Eukaryota, Metazoa, Arthropoda, Insecta, Coleoptera, Lampyridae. The record is from RefSeq and is a predicted model, not a curated record. The coding region runs from base 182 to 895 and encodes 237 amino acids.